This is a messenger RNA of Ipomoea triloba (trilobed morning glory), 3059 nucleotides long. RefSeq names its product protein ROOT HAIR DEFECTIVE 3-like. Gene Ontology annotation, biological process: endoplasmic reticulum membrane fusion. The transcript has 23 exons. Lineage: Eukaryota; Viridiplantae; Streptophyta; Magnoliopsida; Solanales; Convolvulaceae. Gene Ontology annotation, molecular function: GTP binding; GTPase activity. The record is from RefSeq and is a predicted model, not a curated record. Gene Ontology annotation, cellular component: endoplasmic reticulum. The coding region runs from base 155 to 2584 and encodes 809 amino acids.
UUUUUAAGACACGAGGGGUAGGCGAUGCCUUAGUACAACCCGAGAUCGCCCAUUCCUUUUCUCCCAACUCGCCGAUCAUCUAAGCCGGUCCGAACUCAGCGGACUAAUCGACUUCGCUCUCCCUGAAUCUUGAUCCUGCUUCAUCUUCAUCAGAAUGGAAAAAACCGACGAAUGUUGUUCAACUCAACUCAUUGAUGGGGAUGGUGGAUUCAAUGUUACUGGAAUUGAAAAUUUCAUGAAGGAGGUUAAACUGGCAGAAUGUGGGCUUUCAUAUGCUGUUGUAUCAAUUAUGGGCCCACAAAGUAGCGGAAAGAGCACACUAUUGAAUCAUCUAUUCCAUACUAACUUUAGAGAGAUGGAUGCUUUUAAAGGAAGGUCACAAACCACAAAAGGUAUUUGGAUGGCUCGAUGUGUUGGAAUUGAACCCUGCACCCUUGUAAUGGAUUUAGAGGGCACCGAUGGAAGAGAGAGAGGAGAGGAUGAUACGGCAUUUGAAAAGCAGAGUGCCUUGUUUGCCCUUGCUGUUUCUGAUAUAGUUUUAAUAAACAUGUGGUGUCAUGAUAUUGGCCGUGAGCAAGCAGCAAAUAAGCCUCUGUUGAAAACUGUUUUCCAGGUCAUGAUGAGAUUAUUUAGUCCCCGUAAAACUACCCUACUGUUUGUUAUACGUGACAAAACAAGGACGCCCCUCGAAAAUUUGGAGCCUGUUCUAAGGGAAGAUAUUCAAAAGAUCUGGGAUACAGUCCCAAAGCCAGAAGCUCACAAGGAAACACCUCUUAGUGAAUUUUUCAAUGUUGAGGUUGUCGCUCUUAAUAGUUAUGAGGAGAAAGAAGAACUGUUCUUAGAGCAGGUGGCUAAUCUAAGACAACGGUUCUUUCACUCUAUUGCACCUGGUGGGCUUGCCGGAGAUAGGCGGGCAGUUGUUCCAGCUUCAGGUUUUUCAUUUAGUGCGCAACAAAUUUGGAAGGUUAUAAAGGAGAACAAAGACCUUGACCUGCCUGCACACAAGGUUAUGGUGGCUACUGUACGAUGUGAAGAAAUUGCAAAUGAAAAAUAUGCCUCUUUUACUGCAAAUGAGGAAUGGUGUCAACUUGAUGAAGCAGUUCAGUCUCAUGCUGUGCCUGGCUUUGGGAAGAAGCUUAGUUCAAUGCUGGGUACUUGUCUAACAGAGUAUGAGGCUGAGGUCACAUUUUUUGAUGAAGGUGUGAGAUUGGCUAAGAGAAAGCAGUUGGAGGAAAAACUGCUGCAGCUUACCCUACCAGCCUAUCAAUAUAUGCUGGGACAUAUACGAUCUGAAACUUUAGAAACAUUCAAAAAGGAAUUUGAUAUUGCAUUGAAUGAAGGGAAAGGCUUUGCUAUGGCUGCUCGUGGCUGCACUGAGUCCUCUAUGGCCCAGUUUGAUGAAAGAUGUGCAGAUGCUGUCAUUGACCAAGCUAAUUGGGACUCAUCUAAAACAAGAGAUAAGCUCACACGUGAUAUAGAUGGACAUAUUGCUGUAGUCCGUGCAUCCAAGCUGGCUGAACUUACAACACUUUAUGAGACAAAAUUGAAUGAUGCAUUGUUUGGACCUGUUGAGUCUCUAUUAGAUGGAGCUAGUGAUGAUACAUGGCCAGCAAUAAGAAAACUGCUAUGGCGUGAGACGGAAGCUGCAGUAUCUUCUCUUUCUGCAGCACUUUCUGGCUUUGAGAUGGAAGAAGAAACCAAAGAUAAUAUGCUCUCAAAGUUAAAGGAUUAUGCGAGAGGAGUAGUUGAAACAAAAGCAAAAGAAGAAGCUGGAAGGGUUUUGAUCCGUAUGAAAGAUAGGUUUUCAACAUUAUUUAGCCGUGAUUCCGAUUCAAUGCCUCGACUUUGGACAGGGAAGGAAGACAUCAGAGCAAUUACAAAAACAGCGCGUUCAUCUUCUCUCAAAUUACUCUCAGUUAUGGCUGCUAUUCGCUUGGAGGAAGAAACUGACAAUAUUGGAAACACCCUUGCCCUUGCUUUAAUCGAAAGUAAAUCAGGUGGUGCUGCCAACAAAAGCAUCACAUCAUCUGACCCUCUAGCAUCAAGCUCUUGGGAUGAGGUUCCUGCAUCAAAAACGUUGAUAACACCUGUCCAGUGCAAAUCUUUGUGGAGACAAUUUACAACUGAGACAGAAUAUACCGUCACCCAAGCUAUUGCUGCUCAGGAGGCUAGCAAGAGAAAUAACAAUUGGUUACCGCCUCCAUGGGCAAUUGCUGCCAUGGUUAUUUUGGGAUUCAAUGAAUUUAUGACACUUUUGAGGAAUCCUUUGUAUUUGGGUGUUAUAUUUGUUGCAUAUCUGCUUCUUAAAGCUCUUUGGGUGCAGCUAGACAUUUCGGGUGAAUUCCGCAAUGGUGCUCUUCCUGGACUUCUUUCAUUAUCCACAAAGUUCCUCCCUACUGUCAUGAACCUUCUUAAAAAGCUAGCAGAGGAAGGUCAAGGGCAGACGAAUGGUGAACCUCAACGUAAUCCCAUCCUUGCAGCAAAGAGCUCGAGAAGUGAUAUGUCAUCAACAGGUUCAUCUGAGGUAACCUCAGAAAACGGAGAUGAAUCCACAAGCCCCUCGUUUGAUAGGAAAGUGAAGUGAAUUGCGGUUUACAAAGAAAGCACUCACCUCUUCCUCUUGGCAAUGAUGUAAGUUUAAGGUUAGUUCAUCUGCAUUUGGUGUGGUGCAUGGUUUUGGUCGGUGGAUUUCACCUUUAAUGCAAGCAAGCAAGCAAGCAUGUGAAGGAUCACAUAUUAUAGGCCUUCAUUUCUCAUGUAGAGCUUACAGUGGGGCUGUGUAGCCUAGCCUGCCUGUUUCAGAUUCUUCCUCAAGAAAAGCCCCUACCACACAGCCUCUUUAUUUUCUGCCUUUUUUUUUAAGAUUUAAAAAAAAAAAAUUCUAUGGUCUUGAUUGUUCUUGAUUUUAUCUUGUCCGUCAAUUUUGUCUUCCCAGAUUGCUAGAGGCAUUACGAUAUUGUCUGUAUUUAUGGGUUACUGAUUACUGGUAAUACUAUUAUCUUCUGACCAGAAGAAUGAACUUUUCAUUAUUGUUAUUAUUAUUAUUAUUAUUAUUGUUA